Molecule: messenger RNA, 2124 nt
Organism: Quercus robur (English oak)
Lineage: Eukaryota; Viridiplantae; Streptophyta; Magnoliopsida; Fagales; Fagaceae
Product: protein DETOXIFICATION 40-like
Exons: 7
Coding region: 201-1748 (515 amino acids)
Biological process (GO): xenobiotic detoxification by transmembrane export across the plasma membrane
Cellular component (GO): membrane
Molecular function (GO): xenobiotic transmembrane transporter activity; antiporter activity
Source: RefSeq, a predicted model, not a curated record
AUUAAAGCACCGAUUCUCAAAAAAAUAAAAACAAUUAAAGCCCCAACGACCAAAAUAUUUAUUCUCAAGUUCUCUAUUCUUUGGAUAUAAAAGGUAACAUGACAGUGAUCUCAUUCCAUGCAUCACAUUCUUCCAACCCCUUCUAAUCCUCUAACAAUUAUCUCUCUCUUUAGAAUCCUCACCACUUUCUUCACUAAACUAUGGCUUCCCAAGAUGAGCUUCACCAACCCAUAUUAAACUCCGACCACUCAGCACCACAAGAACAAGAGCAAGAACACAUAUCUUCGCCUGUGCUUCAUGAAGUAGACUCUCGGCUAGAGAAGGUGUUAACGGAUACCCAGUUACCGAGAAUCAAGCGCCUCCGUUUGGCCACAUGGAUCGAACUCAAGCUGCUCUUCCGCCUCGCCGCCCCGGCUGUGUUUGUUUACAUGAUCAACAAUUUCAUGUCUUUGUCCACACGAGUUUUUGCAGGUCACCUUGGCAAUCUUGAGCUCGCCGCUGCCUCUCUUGGCAACAGUGGCAUCCAACUCUUGGCCUAUGGACUCAUGUUAGGUAUGGGAAGCGCGGUAGAAACUCUAUGUGGACAAGCUUAUGGAGCCCACAGAUAUGAAAUGCUAGGAGUAUAUCUACAAAGAUCAACGGUUGUCCUUACUCUAACUGGGAUACCCAUGACUGUGGUCUACGUAUUAUCAGAGCCAAUCUUACUCUUACUAGGUGAAUCAACGGCUGUGGCAUCUUCAGCUGCAGUUUUUGUCUAUGGUCUAAUCCCACAAAUUUUUGCUUAUGCUGUGAACUUUCCCAUACAAAAAUUCCUCCAGUCUCAAAGCAUUGUAGCCCCAAGUGCAUACAUAUCUGCCGCUACACUUGUGGUACACUUAUUGAUAAGUUGGUUGGCCGUGUACAAAUUGGGAUUGGGAUUGAUUGGUGCAUCAUUGGCUUUGAGCUUAUCGUGGUGGAUCAUAGUGGUGGCUCAGUUUGUGUAUAUUUUGAUGAGUAGUAAGUGUAAGCACACUUGGACUGGUUUUAGCUUGCAGGCCUUUUCUGGGCUUUGGGAGUUCUUGAAAUUGUCAACUGCAUCGGCUGUGAUGCUGUGUUUAGAGACUUGGUACUUUCAGAUACUAGUUUUGGUUGCUGGGUUGCUCAAAGACCCUGAGCUUGCUUUGGAUUCUCUUGCUGUUUGCAUGGCAAUUAAUGGACUAUUGUUCAUGGUGUCAGUCGGGUUCAAUGCAGCCGCAAGUGUCAGGGUGAGCAAUGAGCUAGGGGCUGGUAAUCCCAAAUCAGCAGCAUUCAGUGUUAUAAUCGUGAAUAUAGUUUCUUUCAUUAUUGCUGUAAUAGAAGCAAUUGUUGUGCUCUCACUACGCCAUGUCAUAAGCUAUGCCUUCACUAGCGGUGAAACCGUGGCUGAUGCAGUCUCAGAGCUCUGUCCAUACUUGGCUGUCACUCUCAUUCUCAAUGGAGUUCAACCAGUCUUGUCCGGGGUGGCUGUUGGAUGUGGAUGGCAAGCAUUUGUGGCAUAUGUAAAUGUGGGAUGUUACUACGUGGUUGGAAUACCUUUGGGUUGCGUUCUCGGCUUUAAGUUCGACCUUGGCGCUAAGGGAAUAUGGACAGGGAUGAUAGGAGGAACUGUGAUGCAGACCUUCAUUUUAAUUUGGGCAACAUUUCGCACGGACUGGAAUAAGGAGGUGGAGAUUGCUAAGAAACGAUUGGAAAAAUGGGACGACACAAAGGAGCCUCUGCUGAAGAGCUAAAGAGCUUGCCGACAUUGAUUCACGAGUAUCAAAAUUUUGGGCCUGGGCUGUAGGAGAUGGACUUGCAACAAUCAAUCAUAAACAGGAUUUGACUCAUCGAUCAGCUACCAAAAAUCUCUGGCUAGUUAACAAGCCUGCCCAUCAUUCUUGGACCAUAGAAGGAAUUGAGUUGUGGUGUGCUUUACCGGGAAUUAGCCAAUAAUGUGGCCCAUUUUUCGUUCUUUUUUGGCAUCAAUUUGCUCAGUGUGCUUUAAACUUCAUUGAUCUACAUAUUCUCCCAGCCUUUACAGCUGGACUAGUCGAAAUUCAUCCUAAUAAUUUAUCAUGAGUCAAAUCUAUAAAAUUGAUGUAGUCCAGAGGCUCACAGUUUACUUAA